GGCCGGGAUGUCAAAUCGGUGGUGUAUACACGGCUCACGCGGGCGGCGUGGACGCAAGACUGUGAGCAGUGGAGGAUGAGGUCGAGCGGUGUGGAUGGGGCGUAGCGGCGCACACUCGGGCGAUGGUUUGGGGAGGCAGCGUUGUGACCAUCGGUCACAAGGUUUCCCCCGAGCACGUGUCGGCGGCGGAUGGGAUGGACGGCGAUGAGGUGGGCCAGGAUGUCGACAUCCUCUACAGAAGGAGGCUUGCAAGUUUUCAUGGGGGAGGGCUCCGGUGGACUGGGAGCAUGGUGCAGGAGGGAAACGAGCGACCUUGCUGCUUGGUGAGAGGAUGGGGUGGCGACGAGGUUGACGCGGUGCGCGGCGUGCCUGCGUUGCAGGACAGGUUGGGGCGGCGCAUCAACCUGCCUGGCUCGGCAUGCCACUAGCCUGGCUUGACAUUUUGUCGAGCAGGUGGUGUGCAUGUGCAGCCGGCUGGGCAAAAGGAAGUGAAUUAGACUUUUAGGCUGCAGAAGGGAUGGGCCUGCGGGGGAGGAAGAAUAGACUUGGGCUGGCAGAGAGGAUGGUGGCCCAACUGUAAUAGCAAUGUUUUGUAGAACUGUAAAUGGAAUUUGUAGAUUCCAGAUGUAAUUGGAAAUUGUAUCUGACACUUGUAAAUGGACUACAAAUAUGUAAUGGGAGUGCAUAAUUGGACA
Messenger RNA from Oryza sativa Japonica Group (Japanese rice), 695 nucleotides. NCBI's taxonomy places the organism in Eukaryota, Viridiplantae, Streptophyta, Magnoliopsida, Poales, Poaceae. The record is from RefSeq and is a predicted model, not a curated record.